Xenopus laevis (African clawed frog) is the source of this 927-nucleotide messenger RNA. It is a transcript of the gene pde9a.L, whose product is annotated as high affinity cGMP-specific 3',5'-cyclic phosphodiesterase 9A. Bases 1 to 927 code for a protein of 308 amino acids. The transcript is spliced from 11 exons. Lineage: Eukaryota; Metazoa; Chordata; Amphibia; Anura; Pipidae. The record is from RefSeq and is a predicted model, not a curated record.
AUGGAUAAAAUGGGACCAACUCCAGAAGAGACCAGAGAGGCUCUAAAACAACCAUCAUUCAAUGUGUGGGGGAUCGAAAGGAACCAGAUGCUGUUUCUCUUGGAACACAUGUUUUAUGAAUUGGAUUUGGUAACAAAGUUCAAGAUAGAGCCUGAAACCAUGAGAUUCUUCUUGACUUCUGUUCAGAAACUUUACCAGGAAAACCCCUUCCACAAUUUCUACCAUGGUUUCUCUGUCAUCCAGAUGAUGUAUUGUGUGAUAUCCCAGUGCCAGCUACAGGAACACCUGUCACCCAUAGAUAUUCUCACUCUGAUGGUGGCUGCCAUCUGCCAUGACCUGGACCACCCUGGUCUUAGCAAUUCUUACCAGGUUAACGCUCAGACGGAUCUGGCCAGGCGGUACCACAACAAGUCCCCACUGGAGAACCAUCACUGGGCAGGUACGUGGCAAAUCCUGAGCCAAGAGCAGUCAAAUCUGUUACAUGGAGCAGACUCCAAGCAGGUCCCUCACAUACAGCAGGAAAUCAUGGAGCUGAUCUUGGCCACAGACAUGGCCCACCACGGGGAAAUCCUGCAGACCCUUCAAAAUAUAGAGACUUUCAGCUUCUCUAGCAGAGAGCAUGUUACUGUGCUGAAGAAAGGUCUCAUUAAACUCUAUGACAUUUCUAACGAAGCUCGGCCAGCAGAACAUGCAGAAAUCUGGGCAGAUGCCCUAAUGGAAGAGUAUUUUCUGCAGAGUGACCGGGAAAAGGCUGAGGGUCUCCCAGUGACCCCCUAUAUGGACCGGGACAAAGUAAGGAAAGCCGAUGCUCAGAGUUCCUUUAUCAGCUUCCUGCUUAUCCCCCUGUGUGAGGCGCUGUGCAAGCACUUACCUCAGCUGAACAACUCACUGCUGCAACCCCUGAGAGCAGCAGAUGGACAAGGUUGA